Messenger RNA from Hipposideros armiger (great roundleaf bat), 656 nucleotides. Its product is annotated as DNA repair and recombination protein RAD54B-like. The record is from RefSeq and is a predicted model, not a curated record. Lineage: Eukaryota; Metazoa; Chordata; Mammalia; Chiroptera; Hipposideridae. The transcript has 5 exons. Bases 294 to 650 code for a protein of 118 amino acids.
GCUUGAGCUCUUCUGCCGGCAAGGGAAGUGCUGCGUACCCUGAUUUCUCUUGCCUGACGGUUUGGGACCCUCGCUGGUGUGUGUUCCUGGAGGACAACCUUCAGGUGAGGCUGCCUCAGCCUGUAGGCUUGUGUGGGACAAAGCCCGGAGGGACUGGAGAGCAGGCCUCGGAGGGAGAAGGGACGAUGCGGAAAUGGAUGCAUGAAGAGGUUAAGUAACCUGUGCAAGACCACACGCUAGGAAGUGUCAGUCCAGAUAUAUAUUCAGUAUUUUUCAGGUUUCUACUGCUGAAUAUGAAACGAUCUGCAGCACCAAGUCAGUUGCAGGGGAAACCCUUUAAAAAACCAAAAUUUAUACCACCAGCAAGAAGUAAUUCAAGCCUGAAUGAAGAGUUUACAAAACUGAAUCCAGAUAUAAAAUUAUUUGAGGUUGCUGCAAAUAAGAAUACUUUUCUUCAGUCACAAACUGAUCCCAAAUUAUGCAGUUUAAGUAUUCUACCUGCUGAAGAAAGUGCUAGAGAAAUUAAUCACAGGGAUAAUUACAAGGGAAAAGAUUAUUUUGAAGCAUCUGCAAUGACUACAUUAGACCUACAUCAUACAGUGCAAACUUGGAUGAGGAAGCACAGGCUGGUGCCAGUUCACUACAGGUAAUGUUGG